GGUACUGGAUCGAAGACCCGGAGAACCUCGGCACGCCCACCUCGUCCGACAGCAGCAUCUGCGAGGAGGAGGAGGAGAACCUCAGCCCCAGCCCCUACGGCUACAAACUGGAGUGCAAAGGCGAGGCCAGAGCCUACAGGAAGUAUUUCUUAGGGAAGGAUCAUUUAAAUUUUUAUUGUACAGCCAGCAGCCUUGGAAAUCUGAUCCUGUCUAUUAAGUGUGAGGAGACAGAUGGCACUGAAUAUUUAAGGAUUAUACUCAGGUCCAAAGUGAAGACGAUGCACGAAAGGAUCCCGCUGGCAGGGUUCAGCAAGCUCCCCA
Apaloderma vittatum (bar-tailed trogon) is the source of this 321-nucleotide messenger RNA. RefSeq names its product rap1 GTPase-activating protein 2-like. Gene Ontology annotation, molecular function: GTPase activator activity. The annotation marks the transcript as partial. Gene Ontology annotation, biological process: activation of GTPase activity; regulation of small GTPase mediated signal transduction. The record is from RefSeq and is a predicted model, not a curated record. Lineage: Eukaryota; Metazoa; Chordata; Aves; Trogoniformes; Trogonidae. The transcript has 3 exons. Gene Ontology annotation, cellular component: cytoplasm; plasma membrane.